This is a messenger RNA of Pyrenophora tritici-repentis Pt-1C-BFP, 1338 nucleotides long. RefSeq names its product Aes, Esterase-lipase. NCBI's taxonomy places the organism in Eukaryota, Fungi, Ascomycota, Dothideomycetes, Pleosporales, Pleosporaceae. Gene Ontology annotation, molecular function: hydrolase activity. The record is from RefSeq and is a predicted model, not a curated record.
AUGGAGACGGUAGAGGGCCCAAAACCAAAGGGCAGUCGCCCACGAUGGAUUCUGCACAUCCAGGCACAAUUCUGGCGCGUCCUCAUGGGCAUCGGCAUGAUGCUGCAUCGCCUCGCACGACCAUUACCACCAAGGCCGGCCUUUCACAGAGACAUCGAAUCGAGCGUUUCGCCAAUAAAAGGCAAAUUUCGCCUCCACUUCUACGUGCCCAAGGAAUACAAAAAGCAAAUGAAGUUGAAGGGUACUAGGAAAUACCCUGUUGUUGUCAACUUUCACGGUGGAGGAUUCGUACUUGGAACAGCCCACGACGAUGCGCGCUGGUGUGGCGUCGUUGUAGAACAAGUCGGAGCCGUAGUCGUCAGUGUCGACUAUCGUCUCGCGCCCGAGAAUCCGUUCCCUACUGCAGUAGAAGACGGUGCCGAUGCGUUGCUCUGGCUAGCACAACACGCGGACGAGCUGGCGCUCGAUGCGGAUCGAAUCGCGAUAUCAGGCUUCUCGUCGGGAGGAAACAUGAGCUUCACAGUUCCACUGUGUCUCCAAGGCGAGCUCUUCGACCGCACUACCUCCGGCCAAAAAAUUGUAGACGGGCGCGCCGGCCACGUUCCAAACACGGUUUCCACACAUCCUCCUACGCUGGCCCCAACACCAAAUGGCUCCCGCGUCCCGCUCAUGCGCCAGAAGACGCGCCUUGACCGAAUCGCCAUGCUCCGUCAAACAGGCGAAUCCGCCCUCUCCCUCGUAUCCUCGUACAAAGACACGUCCGGCGUAUCCGUCAUGACCGAAGGCUCAAACGCUGUCCUCAAGAUCCGCGGCAUAGUGUCCUUCUACCCACCAACCGACUACACGGUAACGCGCGCCCAACGCCGCGAAACCUGCGCCCGCGUCGACCAGAACCUCCCCGCCGUCUUCACUGACCUCUUCGACGACUCAUACCUCCAGCCCCCCUCGCUCGACCUCUCACAUCCCUGGCUCAGCCCUGGAGUAGCCCCAAACCACAUGCUCGAAGCCCUCCCGGAUGACAUCGUCCUCUUCUGUUGCGAAUGGGACAUGCUCCUCGCUGAAGGCGAGCGCUUCCGCGACCGCCUCCAAAAAGACCUAGGCAAACGCGUACACUAUCACUGCGUCCCCGGCGUCCCCCACGGCUGGGACAAGGCGCCCAACCCCCUCCGUGAAAGCCCCGGUGCCAGGCGCCAGUACAUGGUUGCGUGCAAGGAGCUUAAACGCAUGUUUGAAAUCGAAGACGACGACGAUGCCCACAAUACCGAUUUACCGUGUAGACAAUACCAUAGGAGUAUGGAUCUAGGCAAAUUGACACGUCCGCCUGUAGAUGAGGUUUAG